UUGCCUUUGCAUUUUGCAAGUAAGCAGAACGCACAUCACAGCGAAUCGCGGCGGCGCCAUCCGUGGCCUCAUCUCUGACCUCUCACCGCCCCGGCGUCGCCGGCGUGAUGCCGCCGCUCCCCAGGCUCCUCCACCGCCACCUCUUUGUCCCGCUCGACCGCUGCCUCACCCCUUGCCAUCCGUGGCUGCCCAACGCCGACACCUUCCUUCGUCACGGUCUUGCAUCUUCCUCCACCGCUGCCGCCUUCGCGGCAGCGGGCCGAGAGAAGAGCUCUAGGAAGACCCUCGGUUACCUUGUCGGCGUGGCAGUGGCCAUGGUCGGCGCCUCCUACGCGGCCGUCCCGCUCUACCGCCGGUUCUGCCAGGCCACCGGGUACGGCGGCACCAUCCAGCGCCGCGAGAGUGUAGAGGAGAAGAUCUCCCGACAUGCUCAAGUCGGAACGACGCCAUCAAGCUUUUGUGUAUUUUAGAGAAAGAAAUUGUUGAUGUCAAGGUUCCAUUAAAGGACUUCACCGUGAAUUUACUCUCAAAGGUCAUGAAAUUCUAGUCUUCUCCGUUGUUCUUGCUGAGUUCUCUAGAAUAACUUGCUGUCUCAUUUUGGCUGUUCAUAUCUUAUGAAGAGCACUUUAAUGUAACUUGUAAUUGGGCUGUAGUCAGUUUUGGGAACAUUAUAUAGUCUGUCCAUGCGUUGUUGGCUAGCUGGUGGUUGCAUGAAGUAGAUUCCUUUUACUAGUCCCCAACAUGGUCCUUCUGAUUAUCUUCCCUCGUCAAUGCUAAGCUGAUAUGACACUUGAUCUGGUUCUUGAUUUCGUGGAAGGUAUCUGGAAUACAUUAUCUUGAAGGUUUAGUUGGUACUCCCUCUAUAAACUAAUAUAAGAGCGUUCAGAUCACUAUUUUAGUGAUCUAAACGCUCUUAUAUUAGUUUACGGAGGGAGUACAUUUUUUUACCACCUUCACAUGUCUGCAGUACUAACCAUAAGCUAACUGUUGUAGAACUUGAAAAAAACAUUAAGGUGCUGACAUAGAUCCCUUUUUAACGUUUGAUCUCAACUAGUUGCUUAUAUGUAAUCGAUGCUAUUUAUUAGUAGGACCAUGAAUCGUGCUAUUAAUGUGUUGCUUUUCUCUUCUGAUCCUUU
Hordeum vulgare subsp. vulgare (domesticated barley) is the source of this 1136-nucleotide messenger RNA. Its product is annotated as cytochrome c oxidase assembly protein COX11, mitochondrial-like. NCBI's taxonomy places the organism in Eukaryota, Viridiplantae, Streptophyta, Magnoliopsida, Poales, Poaceae. The record is from RefSeq and is a predicted model, not a curated record. Gene Ontology annotation, cellular component: mitochondrial inner membrane. Bases 108 to 470 code for a protein of 120 amino acids. The transcript has 3 exons.